GGGGCCUCACUGACAGCCUACUGCCUACUCUGCGAGUACUUCCCCACGGCACAACGCGCCUUUGCUGGCAACGCCAUCUACUUUGCCUGGUCCGUGGGUCUGAUGUCCCUGCCAGGCUUGGCCUAUGUCGUUCAGGAUUGGAGGAUGCUACAUCUCAUCAUUUCCGUGCCAAUGCUGCUCUCUCUGGCCAUGUACUGGACGAUGCCGGAGUCUCUACACUGGCUCAUCACUCACGAUCGCGCGGGUGAGGCUGAAGCCAUCCUGGAGACUGCGCGGCGCGUGAACGGGGCGACACUUCCCCCGCACUCACUCACUCUCAUUCCGUCCUCCGCCCCCUCCUCCCCCUGCUGCCGCAUCGACGGAGGAGGCAGUGGCGAGAAGCGUGAGAGGAAAAAGACGUUCCUCGACGUUCUGCGGACGCCGAACCUCCGUGUGCACGCUCUUCUCUGCUGCGCGCUGUGGGCGAUAAAUGGCAUGGUCUACUACGGGCUGUCGCUCGGCACACACGUGCUCGCUGGUAACAAGCACCUUAACUUCUUCUGGUCAGCCGUCGUCGAGGUUCCAGCCUACGUCGCCUGCAUCGUCCUGCUCAAGCGGUUUGGCCGUAAGAAGCCGUCGUGCGCAUUCUACGUCAUCGCCGGUCUCCCGCUCAUCCUCGUCCCGUUCCUGCCGAAAAGCACGGCCAGUGGCACAGACCUCUCUAACCUCGUUACUCUCCUGACGAUGAUCGGAAAGUUUGGUGUCACUGCUUCGUUCAGCGCCAUCUAUCUGGUGGCAUCAGAGUUGUAUCCCACCGUUGUGAGGAACAGUGGGCUCGGCAUGUCGUGUCUGAGUGCACGCAUAGGAGCCGUUCUUGCUCCCUACACCAUCAAUCUGAGAGACAUCCACCCGGCAUUCCAGAACCUGCUGUUUGCCGUCGUCGCCGCUGCUGGAGCCCUGAUGGUCAUGGUGCUGCCGGAGACAGCUCGCCGACUCCUUCCCGAGACACUCAGCGACUGCGAAGGUGACCUUGACCCGCCGUCGGACGACCUUGACACGAGCGCGAAGGACGUGACCUCGGCGCAGGCGCGCCUCGUGUGCGACGCAGCGACGCGGAACGGCGUGCCACCAGGGGGCGUUGAUGGUGUGACGGUGAAGGGAAAGAACGGCGUCGCAGUUGCCAGCCAGCGUGAGGAAUGCAGCGUGUGAGCGGAGGUUGCCGGGAACGUUUUUGGUGGCGCCGCGCAUGAUGAUUUUUGAAGCGACUUUCUAAGGUUAUUUUCGCGCGAGUUUUCGUCGCGGUGAUGCAUUCCAUCCCUGAGCGAAACGGAAGUGAAACAGGAGCUACAGGAGGGAAACGCAACAGGGCAUUGUGUGUAAAUAUGUGUGACUCACCUACAUGAAUCUCUGACGUGGUUGGUUCAUUAAGAGAGUGAGAGCUGCCACUGUGCGGCUAGAUGUAGCAUGUGAUAAAAGCACAUGCCAUAGGACUCAUGUCGGUAUUUAUGGCAGUUUCCCUAACGCGUGAUUGAAAGUGCUCUAAAGGGGGACUUAUGUCGGGCUUGCGAGCCGACUCGACUGGAAGCAACUGGAUUUCGAGCAACUGGAA
This is a messenger RNA of Priapulus caudatus, 1588 nucleotides long. RefSeq names its product organic cation transporter protein-like. Gene Ontology annotation, biological process: transmembrane transport. Gene Ontology annotation, cellular component: membrane. Gene Ontology annotation, molecular function: transmembrane transporter activity. The annotation marks the transcript as partial. The transcript has 7 exons. Lineage: Eukaryota; Metazoa; Priapulida; Priapulimorpha; Priapulimorphida; Priapulidae. The record is from RefSeq and is a predicted model, not a curated record.